AUGGAAGGACGGACAGACGGGGGCCUGGGUAUAGCGAUACGUGCAAAGGAGAGAUCAGCCAAGAGAUUCUCUGUGGAUGGAGUCUUCAAUUACACCUCUCUGCUCCUCAGUAAGGAAGAUAACAUGCUCUAUGUUGGAGCACGAGAGGAGCUCUUCGCCCUCAACCUCUCUGAUAUCAGCAGAGUCAAACUACAACGCAAUCUUACAUGGAGCACCCCAAAAAUGAAGAGAGACGAGUGCAGUUUCAAAGGCAAAGACCUACAGACGGAUUGCUUCAAUUACAUCAAGAUUUUACUGCGUGUGAACAGUACCCAUCUAUACGUGUGUGGAACGUAUGCCUUCAGCCCAAUCUGUGCAUACAUAAACACAGCUGACUUCACCCUGGUGAGAAGCCAGACUGGAGAGAUAGUGACAGAGGACGGGCGCAGCCGCUGCCCUUUCAACCCUGAGUACAAGUCCACUGCCAUCAUAGCCGAUGGAGAACUGUAUGCUGGUACAGUCAGUAAUUUCCAAGGAAAUGAACCUAUCAUUUACAAGAGCCUGGGCCAAGGCGCUGCCCUGAAAACAGAAAACUCCUUGAACUGGCUCCAAGACCCAGCCUUUGUGGGCUCUGCCUACAUCCAGGAGAGCCUGCCCGAAGGCAACCCAGUAGGCGACGAUGAUAAGAUUUACUUCUUCUUCAGCGAAGCGGGAAAAGAGUUCGAUUUUUUUGACAAAACCAUUGUGUCACGCAUCGCUCGCGUGUGUAAGGGUGACAAAGGAGGAGAGAGGGUGCUGCAGAAGAAAUGGACCACCUUCCUAAAAGCACAGCUCCUCUGUUCGCUGCCUGACGAUGGCUUCCCCUUCAACAUCAUCCAGGACAUGUUUGUGUUGACGCCCAGCCCAGAAGACUGGAAGAACACCGUGUUCUAUGGGGUCUUCACUUCACAGUGGUAUAAAGGGGCCUCUGGCAGCUCAGCAGUGUGUGCCUUCACCAUGGACCAGGUGGAGAAGGCCUUCAACGGCCGUUACCGGGAGGUCAACCGGGAGACCCAGCAGUGGUACACCUACAACCACCCUGUCCCUGAGCCACGGCCUGGAACGUGCAUCACUAAUGCAGCCCGGGACCAGGGCAUCCCCUCCUCCAUGCACAUGCCUGACAAGGUAUUGAACUUCGUCAAGGACCACUUCUUGAUGGACAGUGUGAUCCGCAGCCAGCCACUCCUGCUGAAACGCAGUGUCCGCUACACCCAGAUAGCUGUCCACCGGGUCCAAGCCAUCCACAAACACUACAAUGUGCUCUUCAUUGGAACAGAUGACGGGAGACUCCACAAAGCCAUUAAUGUCAACAACAAGAUGCACAUCAUUGAGGAGAUGGUGCUCUUCACUGACCCCCAGCCUGUAGAACACAUAGAACUGGAGUCUGAGAAGGGCCUGCUGUUUGUGUCCUCCUACUCUGGCCUGGUGGAGGUCCCUGUGGCUAACUGCUCCAACUACCAGAGCUGUGGAGAGUGUGUCCUGUCCAGAGACCCUUACUGUGCCUGGACAGGGAGGCAGUGCCUGGAUGUCAGGCUGGCUCCACCAGAUAGCCACUGGCAGCAGGAUGUGGACGAGGCAGACACAUCAGUUAUCUGCAACAAGACACAGCCCAGCCCUCGCUUUGUUAAACCCCCACCCACACGGAUGUCUUCAUGCCAGGUGAUAAUGAUCCCAGCCAACACGUUCAAAGUGCUGCCCUGUAAGCUGCGCUCCAACCUGGCUGAGAGGAAGUGGGAGUACAGUGAGGGUGCAGGUCACUUCCUGUACCCCAGUCCUGAGGGAGGUCUAGUGGUGGUGGCCCAGGCUGACAGACAGGAAACCUAUGAGUGCUGGUCAGUGGAGGAGGGCUUCAGGCAGCUCCUGGCCAACUACUGUGUGAGAGGUGAGGCCAGACAGGAGAGCACCACCCUGAUCGGCCGCUCACGCACCCCUCUGGUCCCCCAGGAGGAGCCAAUCAUCCUACCCGGAGAGACCCGCUCUCCACAGAUCAACACCAAGACCUACUGGAACGAGCUGAUCGUAGUGUGUGCCCUGCUGGGCUUCUCCCUGGUGGUCUUCUCCCUGUUUGUGGUCUACAGGAACCGUGACCGCAUGAAGUCCAUGCUGAAGGAGGGUGAGUGUCCUAACAUGCAGCAGAAGAAACCCAGGAUAGUGGGGAAGCCUGCAGAAAACGUGCCUCUGAAUGGCAACAGCACAGUUCCAGCAUCUGUGUCAGACCACAAGGGUUACCAGACCCUCAAUGACAACUACAUCUGCAACACGCCGUCACAUGAAUGCUCAUCACCAGACAACAGCAAGAGCUUCUCAGAGUCAGAGAAGAGGCCUCUAAACUUGAAGGAGAGCACUGUCGAGAUCUCGCACACCUGCCCGCGGCCUCGGGUGAGACUGGGCUCAGAGAUCAAAGACUCCAUUGUGUGAGGACAGCUUUGAUCAACUUGAGCAGGAGAUAAAACUGUUAUGCAGAGUGACUAACUUUGAACUGUAAGGAAAGAGGGGACUAUAAGUGAAAGAAAAGAAAAACACUAAAGGAGGGAACACUGAAAACCGCCAACCUCUUCUCAAAGAGGGACAUUUCAUUACACUGAUUUUGCACAUUUGUCUUAUUCAUUUUGUCCCUGUAGUCAGUUCUCAUUUCCUUGUUUAGUGACUCUUCUUUCUCUAGUGCAUCUGAAGCACAAUGAAGAGAAGCUGAUACAGAUUGCCUUCAGACUAUUGAAGCUGUGGAAUUAUGCUCAUGGUGGGUGUAGGACACAUACAGCUGAUAUUGUCCUUCUGUAACAAUUUCUAUAUGGUUUAGUCAUGUUUGUAUGCUUUGACACUCAAUCCAUCCAAUUACUCUGUUGGCAUUGCAUUGGAAGUAGAGAGAUACUCUAUGGGUCAAGAACUGACCCUUAACUCUCCCACCUACAUCCAUAAGCAUGGGCUCAGCCCUGCACUGAGACAGACUCAGGAUAGCAGUGGAAUAAAUAACCUCGUAUU
Molecule: messenger RNA, 2997 nt
Organism: Salvelinus sp. IW2-2015
Lineage: Eukaryota; Metazoa; Chordata; Actinopteri; Salmoniformes; Salmonidae
Gene: sema4ba
Product: sema domain, immunoglobulin domain (Ig), transmembrane domain (TM) and short cytoplasmic domain, (semaphorin) 4Ba
Biological process (GO): axon guidance; negative regulation of axon extension involved in axon guidance; negative chemotaxis
Cellular component (GO): plasma membrane
Molecular function (GO): semaphorin receptor binding; chemorepellent activity
Source: RefSeq, a predicted model, not a curated record